CUGGUGCUCAGGCGCCACUUCUGACCAGCGGCGAGGGCGCAUAGAACCCGCAGCCAACUCGCCGCCAGUCGUAAGGGAGCACCUACAUACAGACAAAUCGCCCUUUUGAGCCCGCUGGAUCAUCUAUCAGCAAGAUCGUCGCGAGGUUGAAAUGAACUACACUAACGACAGACGCCGCGCCUGGUACGCCCAUCCAUCGAAGCCAGCUACUCCUUCGCCACUGCUUCGCCGUCCUUCGCGCCACCCUUCCAAAAUCAUCUUCAUCGCCCCCGUUCCAAAACCCCUCCAUCUCCGCCCUGCCAUUCAUCACCGGCCAUCCGGAAACCCCUCAUCACCGCCCUCCCGCAACAGCCCCACCAGUCCCUUCGACCGCUCAUUCACGACACGGCCUAGUGCAUCGAUAUGACUGCCUCGCUGAUUUGGGCGACUCGGCGCGCAGACGUCUUCGCUGCCUCGGCGCGCUGGGCGUCUUCAUCGACUCCGCGCGUUAGCGUCUUCAGCGACUCGG
Molecule: messenger RNA, 508 nt
Organism: Schizophyllum commune H4-8
Lineage: Eukaryota; Fungi; Basidiomycota; Agaricomycetes; Agaricales; Schizophyllaceae
Exons: 1
Coding region: 152-406 (84 amino acids)
Source: RefSeq, a predicted model, not a curated record